AUGUCGGUCACAAAUGGAUGGGACACGCAUACGACGCAAGUUGAUCUGAAUCUAAUCCCCAUCAUUGCGAUCCUCUACCUCUGUAGCUUUGUCGCGGGGAUGGCGAACGAUCUGGAAUUAACAGGUCUUCGAUAUCAGCUGGCGGCGGCUGUUAAUGUCAUUAUGAAACUGAUGCAGCCGUCAAAUUGGAUAUCCGGAAUUAUGCUUGCUUGGGGGAUUGUCAGUAAUGCCCGAGUGUUCUUGGGCCUCGCCGAAGCAGGACUACCUCCUGGCGUAGCAUUUCUCAUCACCAUUUGGUAUCGUCGUGAGGACCAGGCGCGUCCGUUAUCGCUUUAUUUUUCGACCGCGACCCUGUCUGGUGCCUUUGGUGGCUUACUCGCGUUUGCAAUUGAGAAAAUGGACGGGCUUGGUAACCUCCGAGGGUGGGCCUGGAUCUUUUUGUUGGAAGGAUUAGUAACUAUCGUUGCUUCUCUAUUGGCAUUCUGGAAACUGCCUGAUUAUCCCAGCACUGCCAAAUUUCUCACUCCAAAGGUACUUCGCCGUGAUAAUGAGGGAGAGCCAUCCCAUUUCGAGAUGCGAUUCGUAUGGGAAACCGUACGAGAUUAUAAGUCAUGGUUGCAAACUAUCAUUUAUAUUGGUAUGGUCAUGCCAUUAUACUCUAUAUCGAUAUUUCUUCCCACUAUCAUCAAUGCUCUGGGAUACACCGCUUCUCAGGCUCAACUGUACGUGUUUCCCUCUUCCAUCGUUAUGUUUCUCAGUACCGACGCUUUCUAUCCCUCCGGACAAACCUACCGGGGUGUCGUAUAUGCGGGUUGUAUUUUGAUUACAUGCGGGGUAUUUCCGACGGUUCCUCUGAUGCUAAUCUGGGGCUCAGGGAACUCGGGCAGCUCGCUGAAGAAAGGUGUGAUUAUCGGGCUCCAGAGUGGUGAUUGUUCUUCGUUCAUCUACAGAACACAGGACACUCCAAGAUUUCACAUGGGUCACGGCAUUGUGCUCGGGUUCUUGUGUAUGGCAUUCGUCACAUCGGCGUUCACAAUCUGUCUCUACUACAGACUCAACCAAGCUAAGGAGGUGCUCUGUGCCAAAGAAGGCAUUCAAGGGGAUCGAAAGGCGGAAUUCGCCAAUCUAGGAGUCGACUCUCCUUUGUUCAGGUGA
Messenger RNA from Desarmillaria tabescens, 1155 nucleotides. RefSeq names its product MFS general substrate transporter. Bases 1 to 1155 code for a protein of 384 amino acids. Gene Ontology annotation, cellular component: membrane. The transcript has 17 exons. Lineage: Eukaryota; Fungi; Basidiomycota; Agaricomycetes; Agaricales; Physalacriaceae. The record is from RefSeq and is a predicted model, not a curated record. Gene Ontology annotation, biological process: transmembrane transport. Gene Ontology annotation, molecular function: transmembrane transporter activity.